This is a messenger RNA of Ylistrum balloti, 1005 nucleotides long. Its product is annotated as serine/threonine-protein kinase fray2-like. The transcript has a single exon. The coding region runs from base 1 to 1005 and encodes 334 amino acids. Lineage: Eukaryota; Metazoa; Mollusca; Bivalvia; Pectinida; Pectinidae. The record is from RefSeq and is a predicted model, not a curated record.
AUGGAAACCCGACUGUGGCGUUUUCUAGUGUUUAUAUCACUUAUAUUGCCGUCAAUAUCUCAAAGAGUUUUAGGAAGGGAACAGAAUAUUGAACCAAGAACAAAUGGACUGACUAGUCAACAACGACAAGGAGCCAUUCAAGGUCUUAUGACAAUUUUGAGAUCCUUACCAAGACCUGUUGUUCAAAGGAUGUUUAACGAAUUACAGACAGAUGAAUCUACAUCGACAUCUCGAAUGAACAUUCAAGAUAACGACGCGCGUGCCCGAGACGGAAGACGGGUUAGUCGAACAAACAAUAAUAGCCAACUUCCAACUCGCAGAAGAUUUGGCAAUUUAGGACAGGCUCGUAAUGAAACGCGAAUAUCAGAAAACAGAUUAAAUCGUCAGCGGAAUAGGUCCUCUAUUCGAUCUCGAAACAAUGAACGUACAGCGGAGCAGACUUUUGGAUCUCGAGGUGUUGCCAUUUCACGAGUAAGAUCUGAAGAAAGAGCUCGAGUUCGUGAACAAUCUCGCCAGCUUAUGAGGUCGAGAGCUUCUGGAGUUGCUCGAGGUCUUGGUAGAGAUCGUGAGAGCAAUGUAACUCGAGAGCAAGACAGAACUGGAAAUGGUCGUGGAACUCGAAACAGAAAUCGAGAUAAUGUGACACCUCCAGAGGGGGAAAGAACUGGAAACAUCGAAAGAACUCGGGGGCGGGGAAGAGCUCGGGGAGUUGGAAUAUCUCGAGGGCGGGAUAUGACUAGAAAUAUUCGGAGAACUCGGGGGCAGAGUAGAACAAGUGUUAUUGACAGAACUCGAGACUUGGGCAGGACUUCAAAUUUGAGGCAAUCUCCAGAUACUUUACGGAACAGUGAAAUACCCGAAAUUACAACAAGAAGUUCUACCUUUAACAGAAGUUCCCGUGCAUUUAAUGGUUUGCGUUUAAGAAGACAACGCAUGGAAACGUCUCAACGAAUUCCAUCGGAAUCUCAGCGGAUUCAGUGCGACGUGAUGGUGAGUACACAAUAA